This is a messenger RNA of Acaromyces ingoldii, 2005 nucleotides long. RefSeq lists its product as hypothetical. Bases 87 to 1892 code for a protein of 601 amino acids. Gene Ontology annotation, molecular function: basic amino acid transmembrane transporter activity. The transcript is spliced from 3 exons. Gene Ontology annotation, cellular component: fungal-type vacuole membrane. The record is from RefSeq and is a predicted model, not a curated record. Gene Ontology annotation, biological process: transmembrane transport; basic amino acid transport. Lineage: Eukaryota; Fungi; Basidiomycota; Exobasidiomycetes; Exobasidiales; Cryptobasidiaceae.
AGAUCCUUAUCUGCCUGCCUUCUCCCACUCGCUUCUUCCUUCCUCACCUGCGAAGAAAUUUGUCUUCGUACUAAGUACUGGUAGCCAUGACGUCGUCCAACGAGAGGACUCCGCUGCUUCAGAGCCGGCCAUCUGGCCUUUCGGCUUCCCGACCGCCUGCCGAGCUGACCGACGACGAGGUCCUCGCGCAGGAGUCUGCCUUUUCGGCCAUCCGCGAUGCCAGCCAUGGAGUUGAUCCCAACAGCUCGGCAUUCGCACCUCCGGACCAGUCGCACUUCUCCAUCAACGCCAGCGGGCUUGCUGGCGUGCCCGAGACGGGCGAAGAGCCGGCAACGGAGACGCAGAGGUCUGACAUUCUUGUCAUCAUGAGCUCCAUGUGGAUUGGUACCGCUCUGAGCGCCAUCGACGGAACAUGCGUGGCGAGCAUCCUCGGCACUGUGGGCAGCGAGUUCAAGGUCUCGCGAGAGAUUCAAUGGCUUGGAACGUCCUACCUCCUGACACAGACGGCCUUCCAGCCGCUCUACGGUCGCUUCAGUGAUAUCUUUGGACGAAAGACGGCAACACUCUUUGCUUCGUUCACCUUUGGCCUUGGCUGCCUUCUCUGUGGUCUCUCGCAGUCCUUCUGGCAGCUGUGCGCCGCCAGGGCUCUGGCAGGUAUCGGCGGUGGUGGCUUGACGACGAUGUCGACGAUUGUGACGUCGGACCUCGUCAGCCUCAAGUCUCGUGGAACCUGGCAAGGACUGGGUAAUCUCGUGUAUGCUGCAGGUGCUAGUGGCGGUGCACCCCUGGCCGGUCUUCUGGUCGACGCUGGCCUGGGCUGGAGGACGGCGUUCCUGGUCCAGGUGCCCCUCUGCAUGGUCCACUUUGGCGUUGUCACUUGGAAGGUCAACAUCCCCGGAGGCCCUGGAUCCGUGGUGGAAAAGCUCAAGCGCAUCGACGUCUUCGGCGCGAUCACGCUCGUCGGCUCCGUUGGUCUCAUCAUUGUCUCGCUGAGCCUGGGCGGCAACACGCACGCUUGGAACAGCACCGUGGUCCUCUCGAGCCUCAUCGGCGGCCUCAUUCUCCUUGUCGCCUUCGUCCUCGUGGAAAAGUACGUGGCCAGGGAGCCUCUGAUGCCCAUGGCGGUCCUGUUCAGGAGGACGCCCGGCUUCGUCGCUCUGGCCUGCUGGUUCAUCACCAUGAGCCAGUUUGGCAUCAUCUUCAACAUCCCCCUCUACUUCUCCUCCGUCGAGCAAACGAGUAGCUCGUAUGCCGGCCUGCACCUCAUCCCCAACGCCAUUGUCGCCAGCGCGUGCAGCCUCUCGAGCGGUCUGAUCAUGGCACGCGUCGGACGCUACAAGGGCAUGCUCCUCACAUUUGGCUCCCUCGCCUUUGUCGGUCCGCUUUUCAUGUGCUUCUGGCAGCGAGGCCACACGCCCGAGUGGGCCUACUGGCUGACAAUGCCCUGGAACGGCGCGGCGUACGGCGGCAUCCUCACCAUCACUCUCGUGGCCCUCAUUGCGUCGAUUGAGCCAACGAUGAUGGCUGCUGCUACGGGCGUCACCUACCUCUUCCGCGCCACCGGGUCUGUGCUUGGUAUCUCUCUCUCCAACGCCGUGCUGCAGAACCAGCUGCAAAAGAACCUCGAGAAGUCUGGCUUGACGCAAAAGAUCAUCUCGGCCAUCCGCAGGGACGUGAAUGUCAUCAAGAAGCUCAGUCCGCACAACAAGGUGCUCGCCGUCACUGCCAUGGAGACUUCCUUCCACCAAGUCUUCAUCGCCAUCACUGCGGCGGCCUUUUGCGCGUUCCUCUGCCUUUUGCCUAUUCAGGAAUUUGCCUUGCCGGGCUCCGAAGAGGCCAAGGAGCAGCAGCGCCGCCGCGAAGCGACGAUUGAAGAGGAGGAUGAGGAAUAAUUGCCUUCCAAUUCCGUCAAGGUCACUCAAAAACCUCGUCCGCACUAUCAAGUUUCCUCGCAACGUGGUUCAAGUUCUCCCUUCUUGCCGAUAAGCUCCGGUAGUUACCCCCU